AAAAUUUAGGUUUGCCUAUUUAUUUCAUAAUAAUUUAAUGACUAAAGGAUUUCUAAUUUUAUUAAAUUUUUUUUUUUUUUUUUUGUAAAAAUGAUCUUUAAAGGGCGUCACAUAAAAUGAACUAAUCCAAUCAUCUAACUACAUUUUAACUACGCAUAAAAAAAACUGCAUUUUAACUACUCAAAUCCAUUAUAUUUGUAACAAUCUGUCAAACACAACCAUGGUCUUACCCAAUGAAAAAAAAAGAAAAAAAGAAAAAAAGAAAAAAAGAAAAAAAGAAAAAAAGAAAAGAAGAAAAAAGAGUGGCAGGCAUAGUCUUUCACGCACCCAGUAUUGCUUGGUACAGACGGAAGAUUCUGAUUGGACGUUCUCCACUGUGCUGGGCCUUCAUGCAACAACGUAGCAGAAGCCCUCAUUGCUGUUUUGGACCGGACAGAUGAAUCUGUCUUACUCACGCAAACUCUGUUUUAUUCCAUCAAUGGAAACCCCGUUUCACAGCAUACCAGCAUAUACAACUGAAUCAGCCCCUAAACCCCAAAAAGACCAAAACUUUCUCAGCAAAAGAAGAAAAGAAAAAUCCCCCAUUUCCCUUUGUGUUCAAGCUUGAGCUUUGAUCAUGGAGGUUCCUCAAGACUACAUGGUUGAAGAGAGAGAAGAGUACAUGGUUUCACCAACUGGUGGAAACCCAUUUCUCAGAAAAGCCUACUUUCUCAAACCCACUUUGCCAUCCUCCGCAAAGGAACCUCCUUUGAAGCUGCCUCUUUGUUUCUCCUCCCUCCCAUCCCAUUUUGAGCCAAAGAAGAAAUGGCCUUUGAAGGUUAAAUUCCCAGGAUGGCGUACGGUCUCAGAAGACUUCAUAACUUGGGUCGACCGCUUAGCUUCUGUACACGAAUCUACAUGGAAGAAAGCUGGUAUUUAUGAAGCAAUUCUUAGUUCAAGGUACGAAAUAAGAAGGCAAGGCGAUUUGGCUUGUGGGUUUGCUGAGAAAUGGUGCUCUGAGACCAAUUCCUUCAUUUUUCCAUGGGGCGAAGCAACAAUCACGUUGGAGGAUGUUAUGAUUUUAGGAGGUUUCUCGGUUUUGGGGCACACUGUUUUAAGCCCACUUGAAACCACAGAAUCGAAAGAAAUUGAGGAGAAACUAAAUAGAGAAAGAAGAACACCUUACAGGGAUGUGUCUAGGGAUGUUCUUGCAAGCGAAUGGUUGAAGAAGUUCAAGAACAGUGGGACCGAAUUCGAGCAUGAAGCUUUUCUUGCCUUAUGGUUGUCAAGGUUUGUUUUCCAAGGUGCUAGUUGUAGAAUACAUAAGCAUGCUAUAUCCAUGGCAAUUCAUUUAGCUAGGGGGACCAGAAUUGCCCUUGCACCUGCUGUUCUUGCUAGCAUUUAUAGAGAUUUGGGUUUGUUGAAGAGGGAAAUCGUAGCUUCAAACCAAUUGAAAAGAGGUCGUGCUACUUCAGAGGCUAUUCUUAGGUCACCAUUUCAAUUAGUUCAGGUUUGGGCAUGGGAAAGGUUCUCGGAACUUAGGCCAAAGCCCAAUGAUAUUAAUUAUACUAAGCCAAGAAUGGCGCGAUGGGAAGGAGUUGAUGGUCUCAAAGUCAAAAACUUGAGAAUUGUUUUGGACUCAGCUGGAGAAGAUUUCAUGUGGCGCCCAUAUGCCAUGGCCAUGGAGAACUGGCAUUUGCCUAACUAUUAUCCACAUAAGGAAAAGUGGGUUUUGGUUGGUCCAGAUUUGGAUGAUGAAUUACUGUCCUUUGUUAGAUGCUUGAGGGUCAGUGAGCUAGUAGGACUUGGUACUAUAGAACACUACCUCCCGCAUCGCGUUGCUAUGCAAUUUGGAUUUGAUCAAGAACUUCCAUGCUCUGUUACCCGUCGUCGCAAUUCUGAUGUAGCCUGGAAGCAUUACAACAGGGAAAUCAAUAAUGUUAAGUUGUAUCUUCCACCUAGGCUCUUCGAGGGGGAUGUUAGCACAAAGUACUUGAAAUGGUGGAAGCAAUCAGUGUUAGGUCUCGAAGAUGCAAAUGAAGCUGCUGUGCCACAGGAAAAGAAAGAUCAGAGUGUCAAUUGCUCGCUACUAAGGGCUAAUCACACCCCUGCACCUCCUAGUUUCCCUCCCAAAUGGGACAGGAUGGAAGCUCCUAUAAAUGAAGAUAAACUAACUGUAUCAGAAGUUUUGAAACAUAAUAGGACUAAGAAGCAUCGAAAUUUGGAGAUUAGACAAGAUGGUGACAGUGAGAAAUUAUUAUCUGAUAAAAUCCAAUUGGCAUCUCCAAUUUCAGAUAAAAAAUUCAAUAAGGACAUGGUAAGCAUCGUAGGAAAUGAAUGUCAUAGCCAUAGCUCCUUAUUUGAGAAAGGUCUAUUGGAGUUUGAGAAACGAGAUUCAGAGCUUGAAGUUAGGUUUAAAAGGCUUGAAAGUGUGGUUCAGGAGUUAAAAGCACAUACGUCUGGGACAAGUUUCAGGAAAAGUUGAUCAAAGACAGCCCUCCGUUGAGUUGGAAAUCGGAGGAAGAGAGUUGGACUCUGGACAUAUCAGAAACUUCUUGUUUUAUAGAUUGCUUAUAAUGCAGCUGGAAUCUUUCUGUGUCUACUUAACCUGUCCAUCAAAGCUGUGAACCUACGUUUACAAAUCGAUUGUGAUCUUACUGAAAAGACUAUCAAAACAAUGUUGUUUGUCAACCAAAGAAGCUAGUUAUUUUUAAUGGCUCUAUUGUCCAGGUAACUACAUCACUGUCACUGAUCUUGAGUACAAACAAAUUCAGUUCCAUUUCUAUUUCUGUUAUUCAACAUGAUAUGGACUUUUCUCUUGAACUUGUGGAGUUAAGUUUUUGGUUUCAGGAUUUGUAGUCUAUAAUACAAGGAAUCAAUUACACAGCACAUACUUGUGUGUUAUAUCUAGCAUAUAAAUUUUUUUGGCAUGCCUAAUUAAAAGAUGUACAAUACGCUAGGCAGCGGAAUGUUUCUGCUUUUAUCUUUAAUGGAUUUUUCGUAUA
Prunus persica (peach) is the source of this 2984-nucleotide messenger RNA. RefSeq lists its product as uncharacterized. Bases 617 to 2464 code for a protein of 615 amino acids. NCBI's taxonomy places the organism in Eukaryota, Viridiplantae, Streptophyta, Magnoliopsida, Rosales, Rosaceae. The transcript has 2 exons. The record is from RefSeq and is a predicted model, not a curated record. Gene Ontology annotation, biological process: meristem maintenance; meristem development.